Messenger RNA from Hyla sarda, 2673 nucleotides. Its product is annotated as calpain-13-like. The transcript is spliced from 23 exons. The coding region runs from base 175 to 2250 and encodes 691 amino acids. The record is from RefSeq and is a predicted model, not a curated record. Gene Ontology annotation, cellular component: cytoplasm. Gene Ontology annotation, biological process: proteolysis. Gene Ontology annotation, molecular function: calcium-dependent cysteine-type endopeptidase activity. NCBI's taxonomy places the organism in Eukaryota, Metazoa, Chordata, Amphibia, Anura, Hylidae.
AAGAACUUUGACUCAAUCAGGUCUGAAUGCCUAAAGGUUACCUGCGCUUGUAUUCCGAACUGAUGGCUCUUGUCACCUCUUUCUUUCAUGACCUAAAAAACGCUGGAUUGUGAUGGAGCAAGAAUAAGUCUCAUAAGAACCGACACCUGUCCAGGUUCAUACGUUUUUUUGAAGAUGGGAACGAUAGAGAAUCCGCGGAAGUUUUACAGUCAGGAUUUUAAAAGUUUACGAGAACACUACCUGAAGAAUGGCACCUUGUUUACUGACGAAUCCUUCCCAGCAAACAUGAACAGCAUUGGCCUGGGCCUGAAGAAAGAGUUUAAUACCCAAAAAAUUGUAUGGAGGAGACCAUCGGAAAUAUGUAAGGAGCCGCACCUCAUUGUAAAAGGGGCCACCUUAUUCGACAUUCUACAAAGUCAACUCGGGGAUUGCUGGGUCUUAUCCGCUAUUGGAGCCAUUACCUUUAAACCCAGGCUACUGGACAACAUCAUGCCACAAGGUCAAGGCUACUCCAGAAGCUAUGCUGGAAUCUUCCAUUUCAGAUUGUGGCACCUUGGAGAGUGGGUGGAUAUUGUGAUAGAUGACUUGCUGCCGUUCCUUGACGGAAAAUAUCUGUCCGUGCAGCCAUCCUGCGAAAAUGAAUUUUGGCCUUGUCUUCUGGAGAAAGCCUACGCAAAAUUUUUAGGUUCAUAUGAAAAUUUACACUGGGGAAACCCCUGUGACGCCUUCAUGAACCUGACCGGAGGACUGCCCAUGACUUUUGAUCUCAGGAGCACCGAGGCCCACACCUAUUGGAACAUGAUCAGCUCCACAAGUCAAGACACUGUGAUGGCCUGCAUCAAUGACGAGCAGAAGCCAUAUUCGAGCAACCGGAGGGGCAGUGGCCUCAACAAUAAUAAUCCAGAACUCGUAGACAACGCCCCUGAGGAACUCCAUACAUAUAAUGAAACAAAGAAUGGGCAGAAACUCCCAGAAAAUCCUCUCCUAGAGAAAGGCCUGGUGGAGCGUCAUGCCUACUCUAUCACAAACUACGCCAAGGUUCCCUUUCGGGAUGGAUUUGUGAGACUCCUUCAGAUAUGGAACCCAUGGGGGUACGGAGAAUGGAACGGGAACUGGAAUGACAGGAGCCCCUUAUGGAAGGAGCUGAGAGAGGAAGAUCGGCUGAGGCUGCUGAGGAUCAAUGAGGACGGGCAAUUCUGGAUGUGCUGGGAGGAUUUUGUGAAAGAAUUUUCCAGACUGAUCAUCUGCAGUCAACUUCCGGAUUUUUUGGGUUGGAGAGAUCACCACAAGAAAUGGUACAGAAAUAUGUUCCCAGGCCGAUGGAUGAAAGAGAACAUCUCCUGGAAUAAUACAGAUUUCUUCAGUAAGAAUCCCAUGUACAGUAUAACGGUGACCGGAUCGGAUGAAGUCAAUGGUGGAGUAAACGUGGUUAUAUCUCUUAUACAAAGCAGCAGGAAUAGGCAUAAAUUCGGCCAUUGGCUGCCAAUUGGUUUCCAGUUGUUUGAGCUCCCUGAAUCUCAGGACAAAUCUCCAAAUACUUUCCUGACUCCGGAGAAAAUGUCCAGUAUAAAGUCUUUCAGGCAGCUGAUUGUCACCGAGGUGUUACGAUUGGCGCCGGGGAGAUACGGAGUCAUCCCUUACACCACCCAGAGGCAGCACGAGUCUUCAUUCCUAUUUCAAGUUUUCCUGAAGAGUAAAGACGGCACUCAGAUUAUUGGUUCUCAGCAGAGCCUUAAGGGGCUGGAGGUUCCUAAACAUGACAGUAUCUUCAGAAACUAUGCCACCCAGGGAUCAAAACUCUACGCCUGGGACCUAAGAAGGCUUCUGAAUGACAUAGUAAGAACAGAAUAUCCAUAUGGAGCAAAAUUCACCAUUGACGGCAGUCGGGAAAUACUGGCAUCGGUAGAUAUUUCCAGGAAAGGAAAACUUGACGUAGAGACAUUUGUUCCCUUGUGGAAAACCAUCACCCAAUAUAAGGAUCUCUUUAGUAAAGUGGAUGCCAGUCGCUGUGGAUGCCUCAGUCUGACACAAUUUUUGGAGAUAACACAACAAGCAGGGUUCAAUGUCCACAAGGAUCUUCUCAUUCAGCUUUUCGCUCGAUAUUCCGACCCUGAAGGGAAGUUGAGUUUUGUCGACUACCUGAUCUGUACGACGCGGCUGAAGGGCGUUUUACAAACUUUUCAUUCGCUGUCAUCUGAUGGUAAAGGAGCGUACGUUCACUGCGAGAAAUGGAUUCAACUAAUGAUGUAGAAUGAAUUCCUGGACUAUCAUGGACGAUCCCCUACGUAUGCAGAAUGGAGGCAUAAGAUUUGGUCUUUAGGAAACCACGCCAAAAAUCCACGGGAACAGAUCGUCACAAAUUACCAGAAUGUUCUGGAUUAUUGGACAGCCUGGUCUUAAAGGGGUACUCCACUGGAACACUUUUUUUUUUUAAAUCAACUGAUGACAGAAAGUCAAACAGAUAUGUAAUCCUUCCAUUACUUAUCAGCUGCUGUGUGCUCCACAGAAAGUUCUUUUCUUUUUGAAUUUCCUUUCUGUCCGACCACCGUGCUCUCUGCUGACACCUCUGUACCAUGUCAAUUACUGUCCAGAGUAGGAGCAAAUCCCCAUAGCAAACCUAUCUUGCUCUGGACAGUUCCUGACAUGGACAGAGGUGUCAGCAGAGAGCACUGU